CUCUGCAGCUCUGCCAUGAGCAGACGCAGGCCGGCCCCGGGUUGCAAGGCUGCACCGAGCGCCGCGCAGCCGCGAGCUCUGGCCCUGGACGUGCUGGCACACGCCGCUGUCAGCCUCCUGCCUGCAGCACAGCGGCGCGCAGCAACUAUUUUUCCUUCAGGUCCUGGAACUUGGGAGCGCACGGGUCUCACCGCGGUACAACCUGCACGUUUCUCACGGACAGGCGGCGCAGCCCCAUCUCCCCGCGACGCCGAUACCGGCAGCCGCCCUCCCCGAGGAAGCAGCCCCGUCCGGAGCGGGGCGGCCGCCGUCCUCCCGCCGCCCCUCCCCUGGAGCGCAGCGGGGCAGCGCCGGCCGCGCGGUGGAGCUGAGCGCCCCCCCGCCACAUGGCGCGGGAGGAGCCGCCCGGCGUCGGGCGCAGGCGCCGCAGCGUUCGGUCGCGCCAUGUCCCGUGGGCGGACGGCGCUCGGCGCCAUCGCCUGGCUCUGCCUGCUGGUCGCGGCGGCCGACGGGCUGAGGAGGAGGGGACCCAGCGUGACGGCCAAGGUGUUCUUUGACGUGAAGAUUGGAGACAGAGAUGUUGGCAGAAUUACAAUUGGGUUAUUUGGAAAGGUUGUCCCAAAAACGGUGGAGAACUUCAUUGUGCUGGCAACUGGAGAAAGAGGAUAUGGAUACAAAGGAAGUAAAUUUCAUCGUGUGAUCAAAGACUUCAUGAUUCAAGGAGGGGAUUUUACAGCUGGAGAUGGAUCAGGAGGAAGAAGCAUUUAUGGAGAAAGGUUUCCAGACGAGAACUUCAAGCUCAAACAUUAUGGAAUUGGAUGGGUUAGCAUGGCUAAUUCUGGCCCAGACAGCAAUGGCUCCCAGUUCUUUAUCAGUGUGACAAAACCUUCCUGGUUAGAUGGAAAACAUGUAGUAUUUGGCAAAGUCCUUGAUGGAAUGUCUGUGGUGCACUUGAUAGAGCUUCAGCAGACGGAUGAACAUGACCGCCCUCUUCAUGACUGCGUGAUCGUGAACAGUGGCAAAAUAGCUGUAAAGGAACCAUUCGUAGUGGAAGUAGAUGACUGGUGAGAACAGUGCUCAGUGUGCAAAGUACAGUGUAAUCCUUCGAGGUCUAAGUUUUUUGACUGAUCUCAAUCGUCUAUUGAGUUUUCUCCUUAAAACACAUUAAGCUAUAUGCAGGUGAUGCUCCUAAGUUGCCAGCUACAUAAAGAUAGUGCUGUGUGUAACAGCUGGAUGGAGCAGUCAGGCCUUAGAACUCAGGACAAGGCCUGCACAUUCCUAGAGCUUACUGAAAAUCUCUCAUGAAAGAGUGUAGAAGUACUUCCUUUUUUCAAGGCAUGAAAUAGUCAUUUUGUAUUCUUUGGAAAUUUUCACAAUAUUUGUUACUGCCUUUUAACUGAAAAUGUUAUUUUCUGUAGAAGUAUCUGCUUCUUUUAAAUACGUGUCUCUGGGGAAAAAAGGUAAAAUACAGACAUGUUUUGAAUAAAAAACUUUGAUUUCAGAUAA
Tympanuchus pallidicinctus (lesser prairie-chicken) is the source of this 1506-nucleotide messenger RNA. RefSeq names its product peptidylprolyl isomerase C (gene PPIC). Gene Ontology annotation, biological process: protein peptidyl-prolyl isomerization; protein folding. The record is from RefSeq and is a predicted model, not a curated record. The transcript has 5 exons. Gene Ontology annotation, molecular function: peptidyl-prolyl cis-trans isomerase activity. Lineage: Eukaryota; Metazoa; Chordata; Aves; Galliformes; Phasianidae. Gene Ontology annotation, cellular component: intracellular membrane-bounded organelle. The coding region runs from base 16 to 1068 and encodes 350 amino acids.